Hyaloscypha bicolor E is the source of this 1080-nucleotide messenger RNA. RefSeq lists its product as uncharacterized. The transcript has a single exon. Bases 221 to 862 code for a protein of 213 amino acids. NCBI's taxonomy places the organism in Eukaryota, Fungi, Ascomycota, Leotiomycetes, Helotiales, Hyaloscyphaceae. The record is from RefSeq and is a predicted model, not a curated record.
GUGCGCUUCCGCUCGCCGUAGCCAAUGACCACCCAUAAAAUUCCCGGAUAAUGGUUAGUCAUAGAGAAGAAAACGCCUUAUUCCAAGCUGACACUUUAUUCACGCUGCGCGUAUACGGCCCCAACUUUAAGGCAGUCGAGCCUUCGCAACUUCCAUCAUUCCAACUUAUCUACACUCUUGGAAGGACUGAACCCCAAAUCUCGAGCAGUUCUCCGCAGUCAUGGACGUCACUCAAUCCUCCACUCCUCCCGUCCCUCACUCAUGCGAGUUCUGCAGUCGAUUAGUACUCGCCACUGGAGAUGAGCAUUGGUGGGAGAAGCAGCUGGAGCCUGUUUCUGAAGAUAGUGAAGGGGAGAAAGCCCUCAGCAAACGUGUUAGGGAUUGGAUUUGCGAGCAGCUGGAAAUUGGAUCCCGAAAGUGGGCUGGAGAUGCUGGUACAGAUCACGCGGCUCACGCGAAGUACGAUACUUCUAAGGCGGCCGAUGGAUUCGACGUGUCCGACAGACCCGGUCAAGAGUUUCCACGAUUGGAAGUGUUGCGUUCGCUUUCAGGAAUAUAUAUUCUCGACUGUACCCUAUCAGAGGCGAGACUUAAUUCUUCCAAGGAAUGCCUCUUUUGCUCUUAUUUCUUGAAAGAUUGGCGACACCAUGAAGAAGAAAGCACAAGCCCAGAUGGCUUUAUCGUAGCAACGGGGAACAGGUCUGGACUUGAUGAAAAGUGUGAACUUAGGCCAGGAAUUCUCGAGCGGGGAAUAUUGGGAUUAGAAUUUACUAAAGAUGACCCAAGUCGCCACCAUUUCUUCUUCAAAUUUAAACCCAAGUCUCAUCGCGGAUUUCUGAAACUUUUCGCCGCUGCAGGUUAGUAAGACUGGUUCCCUGGUUUUGCAUCUGACAUAUGUCGUAAAUUCACUGACUAGCAUUAUCCCAGACAAUUGUGCAGCCCUUGAAGUUCCGAACAGAUAUAUCAAUAUCCACCCAGGAUCGGAGAGUUCUUUUGCUAUAGCUAAGACAUGGCUACGAAACUGUUUAGAAACACAUCCAAAUUGCUCAUUACCCCGGCUCAACUUUGUUCCAACCCGGC